AUGAUGGCCGAGCUCUACGGAGUAAAAAUGUCGUCUUUACUGAAGUCACCUCCUAAAAGGCCUAAAUGCAGCAUCACUGUGAAGGAUCCUGUACCUCCAAAAACCACACCCACAAAGGAGGCGGAGCCGAACACUGCCCCUGCUUCAGAGACUCAAUCCCAGAAAAAGCCCAGGCAACCGGUCAGAUUCUUCAUUCCCCUGACAGAGGAAGAGAAACAGGAGGCAAAGAAAGCCAACAUCAGUUUUGGUGAUUUCUUGUCCGAGCACUUGGCGCUUACAGGGGGUGACAUUGUGGAGACUCCUGCCCCUCUACAAACCACACCCCCAAAGAAGGAGGAGCCAAACACUGCCCCUGCUUCUGAGACCCAAUCCCAGAAAAAGCCCAAGGAACCGGUCAGAUUCUUCAUUCCCCUGACAGAGGAAGAGAAAGAGGAGGCAAAGAAAACCAACAUCAGUUUUGGUGAUUUCUUGUCCGACCACCUGGCGCUUACAGGGGGUGACAUUGUGGAGACUCCUGCCCCUCUACAAACCACACCCCCAAAGGAGGCGGAGCCAAACACUGCCCCUGCUUCUGAGACCCAAUCCCAGAAAAAGCCCAGGGAACCGGUCAGAUUUUUCAUUCCCCUGACAGAGGAAGAGAAAGAGGAGGCAAAGAAAGCCAACAUCAGUUUUGGUGAUUUCUUGUAUGACCACCUGACAUUUACAGGGGGUUACAUUAUGGAGGCUCCUGCCCCUCUACAAACCACACCCACAAUGGAGGCUGAGCCAAACACUGCCCCUGCUUCAGAGACCCAAUCCCAGAAAAAGCCCAGGGAAUCGGUCAGAUUUUUCAUUCCCCUGACGGAGGAAGAGAAAGAGGAGGCAAAGAAAGCCAACAUCAGUUUUGGUGAUUUCUUGUAUGACCACCUGACAUUUACAGGGGGUUACAUUGUGGAGGCUCCUGCCCCUCUACAAACCACACCCCCAAUGGAGGUUGAGCCAAAGAACACUCCUGAGCCUGCUCCUGUUGAGGUCCAGCCCUCAGAGCCUCAUCCCACUGCCUCUCCUAGUAACCCAAAAGAGAGGAAGAAGUACGAUCGGGAAUUCCUGCUGCGUUUACAGUUUGUCAGUGCCAGCAUGCGCAGACCCGAGAGUUUUCCAGACAUCCCCGGCGUCGUUCUGGACAAGCAGUGUGAUCUGAAAAAGCCAAACAGGAUCAUCACCCGCGUGUCUCUGAACGAUGACGUGCAACUGGACAAGGCUGAGAAAGCCUGGAAGCCGGCGAUGAAGAAGUCCCGCGGAGACGAGGAUGACCAGGAAAUAGUCAAGACCCAGGAGCUCUUCCAGAAAGUGCGCAGUAUCUUGAAUAAACUGACGCCGGAGAUGUUCCAGCAGCUCAUGAAACGGUUCAUGGAGCUGACCAUCGACACCGAGGAGAGACUUAAAGGCGUCGUGGACCUCAUCUUCGAAAAAGCCAUUUCUGAACCCAAUUUCUCCGUCACUUAUGCCAACAUGUGCCGCUGUCUUGUGGGGCUGAAAGUGCCCACCUCUGACAACUCUGGAGCCACUGUGAAUUUCCACAGACUGCUGCUGAAUUGCUGCCAGAAAGAGUUUGAGAAGGACAAAGGCGAUGAUGAGAUCUUUCAGCAGAAGCAGAAGGAGCUGGAUGCUGCCACAGAGGAGGAAGUUGAAAAGCUGCUAAACGAAGCCCGCCGCCGUUCCCUCGGCAACAUCAGAUUCAUUGGAGAGCUGUUUAAGCUGAAGAUGAUGAAGGAGCAGAUCAUGCACGUCUGCAUCGUCAAGCUGCUGAAGAACCACAACGACGAGAGUCUCGAGGUUCUCUGCAGACUCCUGUCCACCAUCGGCAAGAGCCUGGACCUCGAGAAGUCAAAACCCUGUAUGGAUCAGUACUUCCAACAAAUGGAGCAGAUAGUAAAGGAGAGAAAAACAUCUUCAAGGAUCCGCUUCAUGCUGCAGGACGUGUUGGACCUGAGAAAAAAUAACUGGGUUCCCCGGCGAGGUGACCAGGGCCCUAAAACCAUUGACCAGAUCCAUAAAGAUGCAGAACUGGAGGAACAAAGAGAGCAGAUUAAAGUGCAGCAGCUGCUUCUGUCCAAGAAAAACUCGAGUCAAGAAAGACGAGGCAAAAUGAAUCAGCCUCAGGAGGAGGGCUGGAACGGGGUACCCAGCAGGACCAAGAAGCAGCCCAUCGACACGCCUCGCCUUACUGAGGUACUGAAAGACCUGAGUGCAAAACAACAAAACCAGCCUGACGCAGGACGGUCGGCCAUGGGCACCCUGAACCGAUUCUCAGUCCUUCAGCAGUCAGGACCUUCAUCCACAUUGUCCUCAUCCUCAUUGGACUCUAAGUGCAGAGUUCCCCAGGACCAAGAGCUGGACAGGAAAGUGAGCAAACCGGCUCUGAGUGAGGAGGAGGUGGAGAAGAAAACCACCGCCAUCAUAGAGGAGUACCUGCACAUCAACGACCUGAAGGAGGCAGUACAGUGUGUAGAGGAGCUGAACAGUGCGUCUGUGCUCUUCGUCUUCAUACGUAAUGCUGUGGAGUUGGUGCUCGAUGGCAGCACCGUCGCCCGAGAGCGCAUCGGCCUUCUGCUGCACGAACUGAUCAGCACCAGGAUUUUACCUCCUAAGCAGUACUUCAGAGGGCUUCAGGAGAUUCUGGAGGUGGCUGAUGACAUGGCCAUCGACAUCCCUUACAUCUGGCAGUAUCUGGCAGAGAUCAUCACACCCAUGCUGCAUGAUGGAGGAAUCCCCAUGGGACUGCUCUUCAGAGAGGUGACGAAGCCAUUGCUGCCAAUAGGAAAAGCUGCUGUGCUGCUGGUUCACAUCCUCAACCGACUGAGUCACAAUAAAGCUGGUGCUUUGUGGAUUGAUGCUGGACUCAACUGGAAGGACUUCCUACCUGAGGAUGAGGAUGUCAACAAGUUUGUGACGCAGCAGAAAGUGGAGUUUACGCUGGGGAGGAGACCAGAAAGAAGCAGCUAAAGAAAGAAGGAGAAGCUGGAAAAGCUGAGAAAGAAGGAGCUGAGAGCCAAGAAGCUGAUCAAUAAUAUUUCAUCAGUUAUUCUUAGUAGAUGAUCUGACAAUAAAAGAAUCAUUGAAAGAAACAUUAGUGACAUUGUGUGUAGAAAUGUAUGGCCAUGUGCUUGUUUUUGCUCCAAAGACUUGAUUUAGAAGUUGAUUCACUCAUAAAACCUGCCAUGUGAUAACAGUUCUUAGUAUGUGAAGAGAUAAACUCCAUUUCCCACAAUGCACCAUGGCCUACAAGCAUGGCUGUACCAGACUCCAACACCCACUACAACACAGCCUCCUUCAUUUUGAUCAUUUUCACCUAAGGACUUUCACAUCAUCGUUUCAAGGCACUCCCCUCCUGCCGAAGACUGUGGUCCAUCAAGACAAAACCUCAUGCCAUGAAAACAGUUUCUUUUUUGAUCAGCAACUGGCCUCAUCAACAACAUGCAGGACGUACCAUGGACUCUUAUCUGCCUACUUGGACACACAAACCCCCUUUGUUUUGUUUUGCACCUGCACCUUAUUUUACCUUCCUACCUCAAACUGAGUUUUGCAUUGGUCCACUAAUGUACAGUUAAUGUCCACUUAAUGUUUCUAUCUGCACUGACUGUAGCACUGCUAAUUUAAUGCUUGCACUGGUUUACUUUAUAUACAAUAUAAUACUGCACUAUUACACACUUUAUAUUUCCUCUUGCUAAAGAUUUGCUUAGAUUUUUCUUGAUAUUUUUUAUAUUUAUAUUUUUAUUGUUGUGCACCAAUACACCAAGGCAAAUUCCUUGUACAUGUACUUUGUCUGUGUUAUGUGUAGCACCUCUG
Hemibagrus wyckioides is the source of this 3828-nucleotide messenger RNA. Its product is annotated as eukaryotic translation initiation factor 4 gamma 1-like. The record is from RefSeq and is a predicted model, not a curated record. The transcript is spliced from 17 exons. NCBI's taxonomy places the organism in Eukaryota, Metazoa, Chordata, Actinopteri, Siluriformes, Bagridae. Bases 1 to 2985 code for a protein of 994 amino acids. Gene Ontology annotation, cellular component: eukaryotic translation initiation factor 4F complex. Gene Ontology annotation, molecular function: translation initiation factor activity; protein binding; mRNA binding.